GGUCACGUGACCUGUGUUUACAUCCUCCUCAGCUGUUUCUUUCUUCUUCCACUUGGACCCAGCGGCUCGCAGUCACUACUUUACCUUUCCACACAACUAACUAGUUUGCACAGUUUAGUCGAGGUUUAGCAUCCGAAGGAGGUUGUUAUCGUCUUUAUGUGACUGGCACUGACUGACCGACGCAGUGCACACAUCCAUAUAAACAAGGAGUGAGUUAAUGCGACACGGACUUUGCGAAGAAAGUGUUCCAGGCUGCUGAUUGGCUGACAGGCGGAUGUCUGUGUGGCAACUGCAGCACGUGACCAGGAAGAGAGGGUACUCCCUGCCUGGACAUGACUGUUGUCUGAACUGACACUCAAAGAGUUCCAGCACCCUUCAGCCACCUGCUGAUCUCCAUGCCACUCUGAGGAGGAAGAGGAGUCACUCUUAGUAAGAGUUCUGCCCUUGUGUUUGCCUUCUCUUUUCACCAUGGGGGGAGCCGUGAGCGCUGGGGAGGACAAUGAUGACCUCAUUGAUAACCUGAAAGAGGCCCAGUACAUUCGCACAGAGAAAGUUGAACAGGCUUUUCGGGCCAUAGACCGCGGUGACUACUACCUGGAUGGCUAUCGGGACAGUGCCUACAAAGACUUGGCAUGGAAGCACGGAAACAUACACCUGUCUGCUCCGUGUAUAUACUCAGAGGUGAUGGAGGCCCUCAAAUUGCAGCCAGGACUUUCUUUCCUGAAUCUGGGCAGUGGAACCGGCUACCUGAGCACAAUGGUUGGUCUUAUCAUAGGACCUUUUGGUGUGAACCAUGGAGUUGAGCUUCAUAAAGACGUGGUUGAAUAUGCCCGAGAGAAGCUGGAUGAUUUCAUAAAGAAUAGUGAAAGCUUUGAUAAGUUUGAGUUCUGUGAACCGGUGUUUGUGGUGGGGAAUUGCCUUGAAAUCUCAACAGACAGUCACCAAUACGAUCGCAUUUAUUGCGGCGCAGGAGUGCAGAAAGACCACGAAAAUUACAUGAAAGUGCUGCUCAAAAUUGGAGGCAUUCUGGUGAUGCCCAUAGAGGAUCAGCUGACCCAGAUAACCAGGACUGGCCAGUGCACAUGGGAGAGCAAAAACAUCUUGGCGGUGUCCUUUGCCCCCUUGGUCCAGCAGAGCAGAGCUGAUGGAGAGAAGCCUGACACCGUGCAGCUGCCGCCGGUGACUGUCCGCAGCCUUCAGGAUCUGUCUCGCAUCUACAUCCGCCGCACGCUCAGGAGCCUGGCCAACGAGGACAGUGGGAAGGGGACUGUGCAACGAGUUCCCCAGAAGCGCAAACGCAGGCGCUGCCGGCGGCGACGCAUCAACACCUAUGUUUUCGUAGGUAAUCAGCUGAUCCCCCAAACAGUGGAAAGUGAGGAAGAGGAGCACAAUGAGGAAGAGCACAAGGAAGUGGAAGAAGAAGAGGACAGAGACAUUGGCGACAUUGAAAUCCUCAAGCAAGUGAACAUUUUGAGAGACCAAAUAAUGGCUCUGCCGCUGCCUGAGUCACUGAAAGCAUAUUUGCUGUAUUUCAGAGAGAAAUGACUGAUUCACUUGAUAUUCACUCUUAAUGGGUGCAGCGCCUGCCUGCUGAAAUGUGUUUUUUCACUCUUUUCAGUACAAAUGUAGCAUUAUUUCCAUUAAAUCUUGAUGGCAAAACUGUAAUGGAAUAAGGCGUCAUAGAUAAUAUUGGAUAAUAAUGUUAUGAUUGUCUCAAGUUGUUGGAUUUUGUUGACUUAUUUCUUUUGAUUUGUAUAUCAAAAACAAACAAAAAAAAAAACUUGUAAAAAGUAUUCUAUGGACAUAGUUUCAGAAAUCUGUUUUGAGAUUCAGAUUUUAUCCCAAUGUCAGGAUUUCUGCAGAAGUGUGCAGAUUAAAAAUUGUAUAAAAAACAAAGUUCCUACUAUAUUUGUUAAAAUAUGAUCAUGCUAAGAUCAAGACUUUUAUUGCAGCUUUUUUAGAAGCUUUAACUCACUCUCGGUGUCUGCGGAUUUACUGAUGCUGGAAGCAGCAGAAGACACUGAAAGGCAAAUUAGGAUAGAUCCUCCCAUCUUGAGUUUCAGAGUAAGAUGUUCUUGCAUAAUCAUGAAUGGGACACUUAGGUCAUUACUUAUCUUGAUAUUUCACUUUCAGUCGAAAUGUUUUGUACCUUCCUAUGAUAAGAAAUCAUUGAGAGACCCAAGUGGUUCAUAAUUUUUUCUACAGGGCACCUUUUAAUAUACCUUUUUCUACAGGGUGCUGACACAUUGUGUUUUCUCACUUUGCAUAUGACUAGCUGACAUCCUUCUUGGUAUGAUAAGGUGUUGUAUGACCUCUCCUCUUUCCACUGUUGAUGCAAAUUGUAUAAUAGUUAAAUGAGUAAUGCCAGAUGUUCAUAGUAACACUAUGUUAUUGAUAAUUCUUUUCUUUUGAGGAGUUUUCUGGCAAAGAGGAGUCAAUGAGUACAUGCAUGAAUAUACUGUAUAUGUGUUGGGUGUUCCUGACUUUGCUUCACUUCUUAUGAUUGGUCACUGGAGGUGAUGUCCCAGGUGAUCAAGUUUGGAAAUGUUAAAAAAAAGGAUGUAAAGAAUAUUAAUCAAUUUGAUGGCCUUGUGAUGGAUCUCCAAAUUUGUAUGGUACGUUUUUUAUUUUAUUCGACAACAAUGCAAAUCAGAAUCUCUGAGGAUUUGAAAGCCUUUUUUUGUAUCCUGGACUGGAGAAGUGUCCAACUAAGCACCUUAUCCUGCAGUCCUCAAGUGAGAAAAAAGGUGCCAUUUUGGCUGAGUUUUCGUUGCGGACUGGACUCCUUAUAAUGUACACCCUGCUAAAUCAAUGUACAACUUGCUUGCAGAACUUUCCUGACAGUGAUGGCCUUCAAGUGCCAGCAGACCCCAUCACAUUAGGACUUCUGUGAGUUGUCUGGCUAAGUAAAUUGACCUCCCCUCAAAAAAAUGGUGUAUGAAAAAUAAAAAAAAUAGAAAAAUAAAAACAUUCCACAGUGAAAAGAAAAUAGCACAUCACUGAUAGAUGUCACAAGUUUUCCUCAUGCUUUACUGUCAAUGACUUGGAAAUUUCCUUCAUCUUACUUUGAAUGCAUAUUUUAGUAUUCCAAAAGCUGAGUUGAAUGUUGUUGAUAUUAAUUCUAUUCGAUAUUAAAGUGAUUAUAUAGAUGUAUUGUUAUCAUAUGAUUCUGCAUACUGUUUAAGUUGCAUUUGGUUUGUUGUAGCGCCCUCUUGCUGUACUGUAUUUUGACACUGGGAACUCUGUAGAUCAAAACUCCACUGCUGUCUGUUUAAUAGGUAAGACAUUUUAGUGCAUUAUGUUCUGGUGUAAUGAAAAAUAAUUUGUUUGGAAACAGGGGUGAUAAUACCUUUAGUCACUUUGUGUGUGAAUACGUUUACUUUAUUCUGUGAGUUCUCUUUUCUUUUUUACAUUCAUCAAGAAGCUUUCCAAGUAAGCAAUAAUGGAACAAUUUCUCAUCUUAUAAUUACCCAUAAGAAAAUAGUCCCAUUUAAUUUGCAUAGCAUUGAUUAAAUUUCAUAUGAACAAUUACUGGCAUGCAACAGUUUAUACACCAUUCUCUAAAAUGUAAUAGCUAAUUAGGGAGCACAUUAAGUAUUGAAAGCAAGGGGCCUACAACCUCGACUCUCAGGUCAGGCCUAGCACCAAAGCUAAUGGGACUGCUGUGAUUACGUUUUAAUGUGCACAAGAGUCGACUACAAAAAUGGCCUCCUGGAACAGGCCAAGUCAUAACCAAUUCUCUGCUCACACGAACAGUUCUGUCGCUGUUUAUCAGGCCUAUAGGUUGAUUUUCCAUAGAGUGUGCAGUUCAUUUUGGAAAUGUGUUGUUCCUCAGUAAAUGUUUGGCACAAAAAUAAAGGUCACAAUCACAUUG
Molecule: messenger RNA, 3874 nt
Organism: Notolabrus celidotus (New Zealand spotty)
Lineage: Eukaryota; Metazoa; Chordata; Actinopteri; Labriformes; Labridae
Gene: pcmtd1
Product: protein-L-isoaspartate (D-aspartate) O-methyltransferase domain containing 1
Exons: 7
Coding region: 469-1545 (358 amino acids)
Biological process (GO): protein modification process
Cellular component (GO): cytoplasm
Molecular function (GO): protein-L-isoaspartate (D-aspartate) O-methyltransferase activity
Source: RefSeq, a predicted model, not a curated record